GCUGCUGAUGUCAGCCUCGUCGCUCUCGCUCCUCCCGCACCCACCUCCCUGCCCCAGGCACACUGCAGCUCGGCGCGGACUCUCCAGUCGCGGCGAGCUGGCUGCAAACUCACGGGCACGCACGGAGCUCGCAGAGCCGAGGGACUCGGGGGAGGGGACGCGCGCAAGGCGCUGGCAGCCAACCGCCGAGGUUGAAGACACCCGGGGCCCAGAGCAGGGCAGAGCCCUGGCGGCCACGGUUUCCCUUCUCUCUCUCAGCUGAGCUCCGGAGAGACUCGGGGACUGGCCCUAAAAAAGAGCAGGAAAUCUUGUUUACCGCCGGGGGAGAGGAGCCCAUCGAGCCUUUGUUUGGAAAGUCAGCAUCGCCGGUUCCCGCGGCAAUGUGUUCCUGGUGACAUUAACCCAGGGUAGACGGGUAGGAGAAAAGGGGGCUCGCCAGGUUCAGCUCUGCUUUCGGAGGAGGAUCGAGAGGGCGACUUUUGUGCAUUUGUUUGAAUUUGUGGAAAUCCCUUUUCCCCUUCCUUUUGCCUCUCUUGCCCGCCGCCGGGCAUGUCCUGAUCUGGUAGCCGCGCCUACCAGCCCCGGGCUGCUGAUCCGAGCUGUCUCCCGCGGGUCUCCCUCCCUCAGUGCCUGACUUUGCAAUACCGGGAGAGCUGAUCUCUGCGAGGAAGGAGGCGGGGGAGUCACAGACACCGGGACCCGAAGCUUGACAUGCUCUGGGGCGGACCGGAGGCAGUUAGGAGCUGAGCGCACCACCCCGGCUGCUUCGCUCUCCGGUUCCCAGCGUUUUUGCCCUCCACUGGGCUCCAGCCUUGCUCAUCAGUUGGGACGCCCCCUUCUUUCCCGGGGUCCGCGGCCGGCAGGAACAUGCUGCUGAAGGAGUACCGAAUCUGCAUGCCGCUCACCGUGGACGAGUACAAAAUCGGACAGCUGUAUAUGAUCAGCAAACACAGCCAUGAACAGAGCGACCGGGGAGAAGGGGUAGAGGUCGUGCAGAAUGAGCCCUUUGAGGACCCUCACCACGGCAAUGGGCAGUUCACUGAGAAGCGAGUGUAUCUCAACAGCAAACUGCCUAGUUGGGCCAGAGCUGUUGUUCCCAAAAUAUUUUAUGUGACCGAGAAGGCAUGGAAUUAUUACCCAUACACCAUCACAGAAUACACGUGCUCCUUCCUGCCGAAAUUCUCCAUCCACAUAGAAACCAAGUACGAAGACAACAAGGGAAGUAACGACAGUAUUUUUGACAGUGAAGCCAAAGACCUCGAGAGAGAAGUAUGCUUCAUCGAUAUCGCCUGUGACGAAAUUCCAGAACGCUACUACAAAGAGUCUGAGGAUCCUAAACACUUCAAGUCUGAGAAGACGGGCCGAGGGCAGCUAAGAGAAGGCUGGCGAGACAACCAUCAACCCAUCAUGUGCUCCUACAAGCUGGUAACCGUCAAGUUCGAGGUGUGGGGCCUUCAGACCCGAGUGGAACAAUUUGUGCACAAGGUGGUCCGCGACAUCUUGCUGAUUGGACACAGACAGGCCUUCGCGUGGGUGGAUGAGUGGUACGACAUGACAAUGGAUGAAGUGCGAGAGUUCGAACGAGCCACUCAGGAAGCCACCAACAAGAAGAUCGGCGUUUUUCCACCGCCAUCUCGAUCUCGGCAUCGCUCUCUGCCUUCCUCGGUGCAUGGCGCCCCUCCAGCGCCCCCUCCACCCUCUCUCCACAGAUCUGCCAAAUUUCCUCCAUUCCCAAAGACCGGCCCGGAAAAAUCUACUCCAAGGCAGCUCACACUUCCAGAUCCAGAAAAAAAGCCACCCUGAAUUUACCUGGCGUCUACGCUUCCGAAAAGCCAUGUCGGCCCAAAUCAGAGUAACUCCGUGUGAACAUCCCGUUGGGUCCUUUAUUUUCAUUUGAGGCUUUUUUUUUUUUUUUUUUUUCUUAAAGAAUCCUCUGGUCGAGGAAAGACUGCCUCUUCACUCAACUGUGUUCUUGGAUCUCAGACUGCAUGUGGUUAGAUAAUCUCACAGAUAGCAAGAACCCCCUUCGUGUGCCACGCAGCAUCAUAGCGAAUGUGGAAAAGUACGAUUUAGAAAACAAAGCAAAACAGGAGGGGCAGAGGGCAAAGCUCAGUGGGUAGAGAGCUGCUGCAGCUGCCACGGAGCCCUCGGUUCCAUCCCCGCAAUGGUAAACCAGGCAGCAGGGUCAGAAGUUCCGGGCCAACCUCAGCUAGAAACAGAUUUGAGGCCAGCCUGGGUUAUGUGAGACACUGUCUCGAGAACAAUCAAACAAGACACACAGAAUUGUCUCUAGCUUUAGAAGUGGGCCAAGGAGGAAGCCGUCUCUGGGACUUGAUGAGUCUAAUGUGGGCCUCAAUGGUAAAAGGGUGAAUGGAUGAGAAAACUUUUUUUUUUUUUUUUUUUGGUAAGGUGUGGUAAAAUGACAUCAAUUUCCUCCCAUCAACAACAAAAAGUAAAAAAUAUAUAUAUAUUCUCAGGAGUCACAUGCCCAAUUGUUAUCAUUUGGGACUGCUGACCACCAAUACUUGAAUUCCAGUUGUAAUCAAUAUUCCUAUUUUGAUUUAGCCUGACUCAGGAUUUGGAGCCUAAAUUAACUUCUUACACUUUUGAAAAUUUUAAUAACCAACUUCUAGAGGCUCCAAGUGCAAUUCACGAUAACGUCUCUUUAUACCUUUUCACAAAAUUUAAUAAAGAGCCCAUCUGUUUGCGUCUCUUUGCUUCCCCCUCCAUGCCCUGGUGGCUUCUUAAAUCUUUUUAAGACUUGCCUGGAUGGCUUAUGACCACAACUAAUAUAAUGUGGAAUGUUCCGGAAACAGAGAGCCCCAGGUGAGGCAGCCAUCUUCUCUUCAAGUACCUCCAAAGCUUGACCUGUGAGCUUCACCAUCCAAACAAUUCUCAGAAACUUUGACAAGCUAAGGAGAAUUCAUUCGUUGUCAGUCUCCCACUUGAGGAAGUUCAAGGUAGACUAAGUUACCUGCGCUUAACCACUGUCUGAACCAUGCAGAAGAGAAUCCAUCCCUCCUGGUUUACUCUUAGUAACACCCAGAUAUGCCUGGGAUGGGUUGACCAUCACCAGGCUUCUGAAAACACUACCGUUCUCUUAUUCCUUCCUUAUAAUCUAAACAUCAGGGGCCAGGGUGUAGCUCGAUUGUAGAGUUCUUUACCUAACAUUCAAGAGGCCCUGGGUUCCAGUCCCCCAACCCCGCAGAAAGGAAAUAAUCUAGCUAUCAGCUGUGUCCCAGGAAUCCAGAAAACACAGGCAAGCGAGAGACGUUGAGGAGUUGCGGGUUCCUAUUUGUACAGAGGUGUGGUCAUAAAUGUCCCUUUUGUCUUAGUCUCGUUGCUGCACAGAGGGGACAUGUAUGUAUGCCAGAUCCAAGACGACCGCUGACAAGGUCGGUCAUCAAAGUGGCAGAAAGAGAAAUCGGUCACCGUUGCACCUCACUGCCUUUAAGCCCACAAGGAAAGCCCACAGAAUAGCAAUAGCUGUGUGACGCUGCAGAGCCUACGUCCUAGCUGUCCCUUCCUGACUCCUGACCUCCAACCUCAGGAAAGAAAAUGGCCCCCAGUACAGAUCCCAAAGGAAGCAAAAACAGACCAAGGAGUGUAUUCUCCUUCCCUGACACCUCCCUGCCGGUGGACCCUGCCCGCACCCGGUCCCGAGUGCCCCACAUUCUGCCAUGUCUCCUGGGUCCAUGCCCUCUCUCUCGGCCUAGGUGCUGGGCUCAAGGAGUGUCUAGAUCAUUCCUUUGCCUAUAGAUGGACAUUGCACCCCAGUACUCAAAGGAAAGCGAUUACAAAUAGCUUAUCGUAACAGCGCACCUUCUGCUCGAGGUGACGGUACCGUAGUAGGGUACCCUCCUUUGCAUGGUAUGGAAGCAUGAAUCUUGCUUGUGGGAAAUCCGUACUCUCUCCCCAAACCCUUUGAACUCUUCAGUGGUUUCCUCUGCAUACGGCUGUAUUCAAUGAGAAUGUCUGGCUUUAAAAAAAAGCAAAAUUCCACUUUUCAGAA
This is a messenger RNA of Rattus rattus (black rat), 4012 nucleotides long. RefSeq names its product phosphatidylinositol transfer protein cytoplasmic 1 (gene Pitpnc1). The record is from RefSeq and is a predicted model, not a curated record. The transcript has 9 exons. Bases 868 to 1803 code for a protein of 311 amino acids. Lineage: Eukaryota; Metazoa; Chordata; Mammalia; Rodentia; Muridae. Gene Ontology annotation, molecular function: phosphatidylinositol transfer activity; phosphatidylinositol binding. Gene Ontology annotation, cellular component: cytoplasm. Gene Ontology annotation, biological process: phospholipid transport.